This is a messenger RNA of Onychomys torridus (southern grasshopper mouse), 3561 nucleotides long. Its product is annotated as zinc finger protein 136-like. The record is from RefSeq and is a predicted model, not a curated record. Gene Ontology annotation, molecular function: DNA-binding transcription factor activity, RNA polymerase II-specific; RNA polymerase II cis-regulatory region sequence-specific DNA binding. Gene Ontology annotation, biological process: regulation of transcription by RNA polymerase II. Gene Ontology annotation, cellular component: nucleus. The transcript has 7 exons. Lineage: Eukaryota; Metazoa; Chordata; Mammalia; Rodentia; Cricetidae. Bases 488 to 1741 code for a protein of 417 amino acids.
CUGAAUGGGUCUCGGUUGGCAGUGAGAGGGCCGCGCACGCGGGAGACUUGGAUGCAGACUUGGAAACCCGACGAAGGCUGCGAAGUCAUCAGCGACUAUGGAGGUGUAGGCUAGAGAGACCAGAGCGAAGGCGCGUCUCCUCGUUGCAUCUCUAAGGGCUUCCAUGAUUGGCUGCACUGUCUCUGACCACUGGUGGGCGUUGAUGAUGGAGACUAUGACCUUUGAGGAUAUAGCUGUUAUCUUCACUUUGGAAGAGUGGACUUUGCUGGAUCCUUCUCAGAUGAAAAUCUACAGAGAUGAUAAUGGAGGAAACUUUCAGGAAUUUGGUCUCUAUAGAACAAACACAGGAAUGCCAGAAUAUUGAAGAUAACCACAAAAUUUCCUGGAGACUAAGGACUGUCUAACUUUUGAGGAUGUGGCUGUGAACUUCACCUUGGAGGAAUGGGAUUUGUUGAAUCCUUCCCAGAAGCAACUCUACACAGAUGUGAUGCAGGAAACCUUCAAAAACCUUGUUGCUAUAGGACAAACUGAGGAAGGCCAGAGGAUUGAAGAUGAUGAGCAUAUUAGGAAAAACCUAAGAAAUGAAGUGGUGGAAUUAUUGUAUGAACCCAGUGAAGGGAGACAAUGUGAAGAAAUCUUCAGCCAAUUUCCAGUUACUGUUGUGAACAAGAAAAUCCCUCAUGGAGUAAAACUGUGUGAAAGUAAUUUAUGUGAAGACAUACUUAUUGGUCUCCCACCCCUAAAUAUGAAUAACCCCAUUCAAACAGGACAUAAACCAUAUGAAUAUGAAAUAUAUGAAGACAGAGACAGUCUUUAUAAAUUUAGGGAAUCUAGGAAAUCCUUUAUGUAUCCUGAAUGCUUUCUAAAGCAUGAAUAUAAUCACACCAUAGACAAACCAUAUAAAUGUCAGCAAUGUGGAAAAGCCUUUUCUUCUUCCAGUAAGGUUCGGAGACAUGAAAGAACUCAUACUGGUGAGAAACCCUACAUUUGUAACCAUUGUGGGAAAGCCUUCCCUAGUCGUGGUUCCCUUCGACGCCAUGACAGGAUUCACAGUGGAGAGAAACCCUUUGUUUGUAAGUAUUGUGGGAAAGCUUUCACUGGUCAAAGUUCACUUCCACGCCAUGAAAGAAUUCACAGUGGAGAGAAACCCUAUGUAUGCAAGUACUGUGGGAAGUGUUUCAUUUCUUCAAGUACCUGUCGAGUACAUGAACGGACUCACACUGGAGAGAAACUCUAUGUUUGUAACUUGUGUAAUAAAGCUGUCACUACUCGUACUUCCCUUCGAAAUCAUGAAAGAAUUCACAGUGGUGAGAAACCCUAUGUCUGUGAACAGUGUGGGAAAGGUUUCAUCUCUUCUGGUACCUUUCGAAUACAUGAGCGAAUUCACACUGGAGAGAAGCCCUAUAAGUGUAAGGAAUGUGGUAAAGCCUUCACUAUACAGAGUUCUCUUCAACGACAUGAAAGGAUUCACACUAGGGAAAAACCCUAUGACUGUAAGGAAUGUGGGAAAGCUUUUAGUGGUUACAGUUCCCUUCGACGCCAUGAAAGGAUUCACAGUGGAGAAAGACCCUAUGCAUGCAAGCAGUGUGGGAAAGCCUUUCCUGCUUUGGGGGAUUGUCAAAGACAUGAGCAAAUUCAUACUGGUGAGAAGCCCUACAUAUGUAAGCAGUGUGGGAAAGCAUUCACUCGUUGUGGUUCCCUUAGAAUACAUGAAAAGACCCAUACUAGAGAGAAUUCUUAAGCAUAGAAUGUUAAAAGGCCUCGUUAUUGCAUAUCCCUUCUAUAAAUAACAUGACAGUGUUUAUGGAAGAAAACAAGACAAUGAAGUUGUGAGGGCUGCCAUUAGUCAUAUUAUUAGAUUAACAAACAUAAAAGAACAAACUAAGAAUGCACCCAAUAUCAAAACUUGUACAGAAACAUCAGAAAGUUGAUUGUAAGAAAUAGUUUUAAAAUUCUGAAAAUUCUUCAGGUAGUGGAGUACUACAACUGUGCAUUAUGAAAGGUUCAAUGCUCCAAAAAUUACAUAUCCUAGAAGGAAUAUUCUAAAAAUUAUAUUACACUCAUUAGUUUAUUAUUAAAAUGGAUAUAUGAACUAUUUAUUUCUAAGUUUAACUCUUGUAAGUAAAUGGUGACAUGGCAUAAUUCUCUGAAGUUUGCUUAAGCAAUGGGGCAAGGGUUAAUAGGUACUUUUUUUUUUUUAACCAUUUUUCCUAUUAGUCUGAAGAAUUUUGGUUGAUUGAAUAGUGGAAUGGCCUUUUGCGAUGUAGCUAUAGCACGAGUGAGUUGGCAAUAGCUUACAGUACUAGGGCAAGGUUCUCUAGAAGAAUAGAUUUGCUCUAAAUUGUCAUCUAAUAUGAUACUGUUUUUCUCCUGAGUCUAGAAGUCAAGGGAGGGGAGGGGAAAUCAUCCUUGGAACUUACUAGCAAAAUUUUUGCUUCCUGUUCUGUUGAUCUUAUGGUUCAACAAACGGAUGUCCUUCCACUGGGAGGAACAACUAUUCCUUUCAACUGGGAGCUAAGACACCCACACACACCCCAACCCACCCCUGUUUCCUCUAGGCUCUUUGUACCCUUGAUUUAACUAAAAACAGUUAUUGACACUGGAGGGGGGCGGGGUGGGGGUAGGGUCGGGAGAUGAGACUACAAUUCAGCAACGGAGAUAUGCUAAUUUUUUUUUUUUUAACUACUUGAUACAAAUUAGAGUUAACUGGAAACAGAGAACAUCAAUUGAGGAGUUGCCUCCAUUAGAGUGGCUGUAGGCAAGUCUUUGGGGAUUUUCUUGAUUAAUGAUGGGUGUGACGGGGCUCACUGUGGGUGGUCCGCUAGUAGGUAGUGGUCCUGUGUUGUAUAAGAAAGCAGGCUGAGCAAGCCAUAAGAAGCAAGCUAGUAAUUAGUCUUCCUCCAUGGUCUCUGCUUCAAAUCCUACUUCUAAGUUCUUGCCUUGAGAUUCUACCCUGGCUUUCUCAGUGCUGGACUAUAAAGUAUAAUCCAGAACAAACCCUUUUCUCCUCAAGUUGGUUUUGGUCAGUGUUUUAGCAACAACAGCAGCAACUCAAACUAGGACAAGAGGAAAGGAAGACUAUUCUUGGAUUCCCUUAGUAUUGCCAAGUCUAGUGAUCAAAACCCAUAGGAAGCUACAACUCAGUCCAAACAGGGUAAUAAAUGGCUCAGAUACUUCAAGAAUGAAAUUGAGAGUUACUUCUCAAGGUAAAGAAUUAGCUAAUUUGGGUGUAUGGUGUUUUUAUUUAUUUACAAGGUUUUUUUAAUACUAAAAUAUUUAAAUUAAAAUGUUAAAAACCAAGAUGCUUAGUGUGCUUGCUGAAGAUGAGGAAAUACAAAAUGACACCAGAAAAGAUACUUAGAAAUAUGGUACACUUGUGGGGCCUCACAAAAGUGAGGAUUUCCGAUUGUUUUCUGUCUUAUUUUGUUAAGAAUAUAUAUGCUGGGCAUAUGCCUUUAAUCCCAGCACUCAGCAGGCAAAGGCAGAUGAGUCCACAACAGCCCGGGAUUCGUAGUGAGACCCUGACUGAAAAACAAACAAAAAAUAUAUAUGUUUAUUUUU